CUGCUGAAAUGCAGUACAGGUGUGCUCCUCCUUCCUGGAAAACGUUGACGUGCCACAGAGACCCAAAGCACGCUUUUGAGCAUUUUGCACCACAGCUGGAUCUCUCAGAUUUCUCCAAGCUUUCCUUACGACAUGUAAAAAACUGAAUCAAACCCCUGCUGACGCGCAGCCCGGGUGGACUGGAGGUCGGUUUGGCUCAGAAUGAAACCGAGGCCACGUUCAGACCCGGCAUCAGCACCUGUCUCGGGUGAUCUGGUUAUCUGAUAACGAGUGGACAGCUGAGACGGAGGGAGCUGUUAACACACAUUUUCAUGCACCUCAAACACGUCUAGAGCAACCGCUUGUGAUUGUACUUCUUAAAUAGCAUAGCAAACCAGGGGGCUCUUUAAAGUUAUUGAUGAGGUUCAUGUACAAAUGUCUACCUCACGAUUAAAGCUCCUCUGUGUCCCACUGCAGCCCUGAUCACACUUCAAAAUGACCUCCAGCAUAGACCGGGAUGACAGUAGCAUCUUUGAUGGUUUGAUGGAAGAAGAUGAGAAGGACAAAGCAAAACGAGUUUCCAGGAACAAGUCGGAAAAGAAGAGGCGAGACCAGUUCAAUGUGCUCAUCAAGGAGCUGGGAACCAUGCUGCCAGGCAACACUCGCAAGAUGGACAAGUCCACCAUUCUGCAGAAAAGCAUCGACUUCCUGCGCAAGCACAAAGAAAUCGCUGCACAGUCGGAAUCGAGUGAGAUCCGUCAGGACUGGAAGCCUCCGUUCCUCAGCAAUGAGGAGUUCACACAGCUGAUGUUAGAGGCCCUAGAUGGCUUCUUUCUGGCCAUCAUGACAGACGGCAACAUAAUCUACGUGUCUGAGAGCGUCACCUCUUUACUAGAGCAUUUACCAUCGGACCUGGUGGACCAGAACCUGUUGAAUUUUCUCCCACUGGGCGAGCACUCUGAAGUAUACAAAGCCCUCUCGACGCACAUCCUGGAAGGAGAGAACCUCACGCCAGACUACUUGAAGUCUAAAAACCAACUGGAGUUCUGCUGCCACAUGCUCCGGGGCACCAUCGACCCCAAAGAACCUCCCGUCUACGAGUACGUCAAGUUUAUUGGAAAUUUCAAGUCUCUCAACACUGUGCCUAACUCGACACGGAACGGCUUUGAAGGUGUGAUACAGCGCUUGCUCCGGCCCUCGUUUGAAGACCGUGUGUGUUUUGUUGCCACUGUGAGGCUAGCCAAGCCUCAGUUUAUCAAGGAGAUGUGCACUGUCGAGGAACCGAAUGAGGAGUUUACUUCCAGGCACAGCUUGGAGUGGAAAUUCCUUUUCUUGGACCACAGGGCGCCCCCUAUCAUUGGUUACCUGCCUUUUGAAGUUUUGGGCACAUCGGGGUAUGAUUACUAUCACGUAGACGACUUGGAGACCCUUGCAAAAUGCCAUGAACACCUGAUGCAGUAUGGGAAAGGGAAGUCAUGCUAUUAUCGGUUCUUGACCAAGGGUCAGCAGUGGAUUUGGCUUCAGACCCAAUACUACAUCACCUACCACCAAUGGAACUCACGACCGGAGUUCAUCGUCUGCACACACACUGUUGUCAGCUAUGCUGAGGUCAGGGCUGAACAGCGCAGGGAGCUGGGCAUCGAGGAGUCUCCUCCAGAGAUCUCUGCAGACAAGUCUCAGGACUCGGGCUCUGAAUCUCAGCUCAACACCUCCAGCCUGAAGGAGGCGCUGGAGCGCUUUGAUCAAAGCCGCACGCCGUCAGCGUCUUCCCGGAGCUCACGGAAGUCCUCCUCACAUACCGCCGUAUCCGACCCCACGUCCACUCAGACAAAGCUACAGGCAGAGCGCAGUACGCCCCCUCGGCAAUCCGUCUCUACUAUUGAGAAGACUUCCCAACGCCGAUCGUCCAUCAGCAGCCAGUCGAUGAGCUCUCAGAACACGGGGCAGAGCAUGGCAGCUUGUCUGGUGUCUCAGCCUCAGCAGCCACAGCAGUUGCAGCCGAGUGUGCAGCCAGUACUGCAGUUCUCCACACAGCUGGAUGCCAUGCAGCACUUGAAGGAACAGCUGGAGCAGCGCACACGCAUGAUCGAAGCGAACAUCCAGAGGCAGCAGGAGGAGCUGCGUCAGAUUCAGGACGAGCUGCAGAGGGUGCAGGGCCAGGGCUUACAGAUGUUCCUGCAGCAAAGUGGUGGUAGUCUGAACCUUGGCUCAGUGCAGUUAGCGCAGGGUUCCUCUGUGCAAACUGGUCCUGCUCUGACCAUGCAGGGGCUGGUGGUGCCUGCAGGUAUCUUACAGGGCAACCUGGCAUCAACACAUACGGGCGCACAGCAACACACUAUCACUCAGCAGAGCCAGGCGGCCCAGCCUCAGCAGCAGAGCAUUCUCCGAGAGCAGAGUGGCACACACACCCAGCCCCAGAGGUCAUCCCACACACUGCAGUCUCCGCAGGGAGCCAUGCCUGCACCUCUCUACAACACCAUGAUGAUUUCACAGCCUGGCCAGGCCAACGUGGUGCAGAUCUCCACCAGUAUACCCCAGAACAGCCCGAGUGGAACUGCAGUGGCCACCUUCACUCAGGACCGACAGAUACGAUUCCCAACAGCCCCUCAGCUCCUCACUAAGCUUGUGACAGGCCCUAUGGCAUGUGGUGCUGUCAUGGUGCCCACCACCAUGUUCAUGGGUCAGGUGGUGACACCAUUUGCCCCUCAGCAGAGUCAAAACCAGACCAUCAGCAUUGCGCAGCAGGCACCGACACCCUCACAGGAGCAGCAGGGCCAGGCACAGGCCAGCACUCAAACACAGAACCAAAACCAGACCCCACUUAGCCAGACUCAGUUCCUCCAGGCACCUCGUCUUCUUCACGGGAAUCAGUCAGCGCAGCUGAUCCUCCAGGCAGCGUUUCCUCUCCAGCAGCAGAGCGCCUUCUCUACAACCACACAACAGCAGCAGCAACAGCAGGUGCAGCAGCAGCAACUCCAACAGCAGCAUCAGCACCAACAGCAGCUUCAGCACCAACAGCAGCAGCAGCAGCAGCAGCUGGCUUCUCAUAGGCCAGACAGCAUGACGGACCGCUCCAGUGGCCCGCCUCAGUAACCCCGGCAACAGCCAACGGCGUGACAAAGACCUGAGGGAGAAUGAACAUGACCGCUGUUGCGCAGUGCGAUGAAGGAGGAGUGUUAGCAGUAUUCAAAGCGUACCUGUUAUUUGGCGCAAAAGCAAAAGGUGCUGUUGUGUCUCUGCGUCCUACAUGUCGUCCCUCAUCAACUUCUGGAUGCUUAUUGAUUUUCGUCAAGUCGCCGGAGAUAAGAGGCGAGGCAAGUUGUGAAGUGGGCCGUCUUUAAUCCACACCAUUGCAUGAUAAGUUGUAGGGCGCUCUGGUUUGUAAGAUGGAGGUGGUGAUUCAAGACUUCAGAGAAGUCCUGUCCAAAAAAACGGCAUCUCCUUUACUUCCCUUAUCCUCGUCCUUUGCAAAUACUCACCUCUUCUUUUCUUUUUUUUUUUUAUUUUCCAUGUAAAAAGAAAAAAAAAACAUUAAUUAUGGGUCAGAAAAUAUUUUUAAGAUUGUCAUGUGGAUUCAGCUUUUAUUGUAUAGUUCACCUGUAAAUUAAUAUGUAAAUAUACAGACAAAACAAAGAGAAACUAAUAUUUUAUAUCGAUGCAUGACACAAAAAAAAAAAAGAGUGUAGUCUGUUAUUUGUAGCUUUGAAUAUACUUUUUUUUCUAGCAUUCAAAGGAAAAAAGAAAACACAUCGAUGGCCGAUGCCUUUACGGACUUCCUCGAGCCGUAGGGGGUUUGUUUGUUUGUUCGUGUGUCAUUGUUUGUGAGAGUGCCAGUGUGUGUGUCUGUCUGCAAAGCGGGCAGUGCUGGUUCUGCUCGGUGUGUCAGAGUUUGUUUAACGAUGGACACCUUCAUAUUUUCAUAACACUACUACUCUCAAUAACUUUCCAGUUUUUACAUGUAACCGAGAGACGUUUAUUAAUCUCUAACCUGUACAGAUAUUUAACGUUUGUAUGUAUAUAUCCGAGAGAGAGCAGGCUAUGGAUUCUGAUCAUAUAGAUUCAUAAUAUAUUAUGAUGUACGAGUGCGCAUGAUGAGUAUCGCAAUCAGGAGCUUUCAGGAAAGUUGACCGUGAUGUACUCAGGUGUCACAUUGAGUUUGAAAUGUUUAUACAUAACGAGUGAGCUACGUAAGUGUGUGUGUAUAUAUAUAUGUACACACACAUAUAUAUUAAUGUUUUAAGGCCACAUACUGUAUAUUGUAUUUAAAAAGAACCCACACAGUGCCAAACCAUAAUUUAAGCUAUACACACACACACACACACACACACAUAUAUAUAUGUCUUAUCUUUACAGUAACAUGUAAGCUAUAAAACAAAUAGAUUACUGUCAUUUCAACCAACAUGAAAUUUAGCCUUACCAAAUCAAACCUCGCUAGGAAAUCUUCUAUUUGCACAAAUAUGAGGGUGAGUCAAAAAUUUUCUGCACUCUGGCUGUAGAAUUUAUUUUAAUAAACAUCCAGAAAAGACAAACCAUCAAAACCAUCUUUUUUUUCACAUAAUCCCCUUUUCUGUUUAAUACACUUUGUCCAUCUGUCAGCAAACCCUUAUAUUCCCCCUUUAUUAAAAAGUGACAUAUGCAUUGAUGUCUUUACUUCUUCACCAGAAGUAAAGCUUCCUCCUCGUAGGGCUGCUUUUAGGGGACCAAACAAGUGAUCAGAGCAAGAUCAGGACUAUAGGGAGGAUGCUUAAACACCUUCUCUUUUAGAAACGUUCACCUUCAUUAGAGUAUCAGUCCAAAUUUCACACAAAGUCUCUGCGAAAUAAUGAUACCAGGUAACCCCUUGGACCACAAAAAUAAUGAAUCACUGCGCGCUACUCCUCUUUUGCGCAAAUCACAAGUGGGGCAUUUGUUUUUGCUUGCACCGUAGUUAAAAAUGAACUGAUGUGACACAUUCACACCUGCACAGCAGUGACUGGGGAGACAGUAGCCUUGAACGGAAAGCUCUGAUAAGACACUGCAGCCAACAGACAUUUUAAUAUAACCGCAGUGCAGAUAAUUUUUGACUCACCCUCGUGUUUUUUUUGGGGGGGAUUUCUUUAGAUUAUCAUUAAGCUUGAGUGGGCUAGAAGCAAAAUGCGACGACGACAGAACUACAUGUCAGAAAAUCAUUAAUGUUACAGUGUCUGUGAUGAUGAUCGUGUUUCUGGUGCAGUCUUUUGUGCUUGACAUCCUUUUUUUUUUGGUCCCAGGAUGAAAACGUUAGCACUUAUGUUUGAAUAGCACUUUACAUUUAGGGCACUGUGGAACUUUAAACCUAAGUAAGGUCUUAAAUCAUUAUUGUUCCUAAUAAGUGGAACAAAGAGUUCCAAAGUUACUUAUUUAAAAAAAUAUAUUUAAUUUAUUUUAUUUUCUAAUGUUGCAUCUCCCCAUGAUGGUCUUGACAGCUCUGCAGUAGGAGUGAGGAGUAUAGCAGAUCUCUCUGGCCUAGUCAGGCUGUCAUGUUAUAGACGUAUGAUAUGCUAUAUGGCUAAUAAGGUUGAUUAGACUGCUGACUGCUAGCAUUGCCGCCUCCCAGUUUAAGCUAAAACCCUUAUUGGUGGUGAAUAAAUGAUUGAGAGUUACAUAAUCCGCUGUUCGUCGAUUUAGUUUAAUUCUCCUGCUUGAACAUUAAAUCAUCAUAGGUGUUGGGACAGUUCUGACCUUGCUUAGGUGUCUUUGAAAAGUUUGGACAAUCAUCAUUUCAGGAAGCGAAAGCUUCCUUUAACUUCUUUGAAUAAAUGAUGGCACUUAGAUAUACCACAUGGCCAAAAGUAUGUGAACACCUCAUCCUUCUCAUGUUCUUCUGUAAAGCAGUUCUGUAGAAAUACUCUUUCGUUCACCGGAACUCAGAGGUCAAACCUGUUCUAGCGUCCUUCUGUCCACAAACCCAGCUCCAUGAAGUGUGAAGGUUGGAGUGGAAGAACUCAAGUGUUGUCAAACACAGGGCCCUGACGGAACUCUGCCUCACUGAACCAUCGCCUUUGGGAUCAAAGCGAAAUCCCAACAUCACUACCAUCGCCUGACCUCACUAAUGCUUGUGUGGCAAAAUGCUCCCAAAUCUAGUGGAAAGCCUUCUCAGAAGAGUGGAGCAGAUGAUGAUCUAGCAGAAACAAUUUGGAAAGUAAUCAACGUAUAAAGGUGUCAUCAGAGGGUUGGGGUAACUCAGCAGUUAUGCAUUGGACUACAGUUCGGAAACUCCCAGGAUCAAACCCCACAACCACCAAGUUGCCACUGCUGGGCCCUUGAGUAAGCAAGGCCCUUAACCCCUUAACUGCUCAGAUGUGUAAUGAGAUAAAAACAAUGUAAGUCGCUCUGGAUAAGGGCAUCCGCCAAAUGCUGUAAAAUGGAAAUCAUCAAUCAGGUGUCCUUAUACUUAUGGCCAUCAUGACUGUCUUGUCUUGAAGUUAUCUUGUUCUUAUGCCAUGUGACCAGACUAAUCUGUUUUAUAUAAGCGUUUACCUUUCAGUUGAUGUGCACAAAAAGAGAGAAAAGGAAACAUUGUUUUUUCAGGGUAGUUCUAGUAGAAACGGGUUGCAGUAAUUCACACGAGACCUCAGUGUGGCAGCACCCAACCGGUCCUGCAUUCCACUUUCUCAGGAGUUUUCUGCAUCCAGCAGUUCCAAAUGCUGGUCCAAUCACAUGUUCGUGUUGCAGUAUUCAUCCGGUAGCAUUGCUAGCUCUCGCAUCUGACUAUCACGGUUUCUCCAAGGAUGUCCUUUGCUUGUCAAGUGAAGCCAGAUUAACUGGAUUCUCUAAGUUCGCCAACAAAAACUGUUGAGGCUAAUAAGAUUCCAGGAUUUUCUAGUGAUACAAGAAAAAGGAAAACCUCAGUGAGUGCAGUUAUAUAAGCUGGAUUUCAGAGUUUUUAUGUGAAUAGGUUAUAUAAGCUAAAUAUAAUGUAUUUUUCAUUAAACAUGAAAUUAUUUUAGACUUGAUACACCAUCAAUACAUCGAUCAGCUGUAACAUUUAAAACUUUAAAGCAUUAAUCCCAGUAAU
Clarias gariepinus (North African catfish) is the source of this 7015-nucleotide messenger RNA. RefSeq names its product clock circadian regulator a (gene clocka). Gene Ontology annotation, cellular component: nucleus; cytoplasm; CLOCK-BMAL transcription complex. Gene Ontology annotation, biological process: regulation of transcription by RNA polymerase II; circadian regulation of gene expression. The record is from RefSeq and is a predicted model, not a curated record. The coding region runs from base 475 to 3072 and encodes 865 amino acids. The transcript is spliced from 21 exons. NCBI's taxonomy places the organism in Eukaryota, Metazoa, Chordata, Actinopteri, Siluriformes, Clariidae. Gene Ontology annotation, molecular function: protein dimerization activity; E-box binding; DNA-binding transcription factor activity, RNA polymerase II-specific.